Triticum turgidum subsp. durum (durum wheat) is the source of this 729-nucleotide messenger RNA. Lineage: Eukaryota; Viridiplantae; Streptophyta; Magnoliopsida; Poales; Poaceae. The record is from the annotation of a GenBank genome assembly.
AUGGUGAUGGUGAGCGUGCAGCAGAGCCCCAUGGUGCGGUCGGAGGAGGACCUGGGCCCGCCGUGGCUGCGGCCGCUGCUGGGCACGAGCUUCUUCGUGCCCUGCCCCGCGCACCCGGACCUGAGCAAGAACGAGUGCAACCUCUUCUGCCUCGGCUGCAACGCCGGCGCCGGCGCCCUCUGCUCCUACUGCGUCCCCGCGCACCGCGACCACCACGUCGUCCAGAUACGUCGUUCGUCGUACCACAACGUGAUCCGGGUGUCGGAGGUGGGGAAGCUGAUCGACAUCGCGCACGUGCAGACGUACGUGAUCAACAGCGCCAAGAUCGUGUUCCUCAACGGCCGGCCGCAGGCCAGGCCCGGCAAGGGCGUCACCAACACCUGCGAGAUCUGCUGCCGCAGCCUCCCGGACUCGUUCCGCUUCUGCUCCCUCGGAUGCAAGCUCGGGGGGAUGCAGUGGGACCCGACCUUGACAUUCGCCAUCCGGCCGAAGCGUAGCCAGGACUCCGGCGGAGAAGGGUAUGGCUCCGACGACGACUCGUUCAGCCCGAGGAAGCAGCUCCGGAGGGCCGGGUUCGAGCUCGGGCGGUUCGACAGGGGCGUCCGGUGGUCCGACGACGAGGGCAGCAAGUCCAACACCCGGCCGAUGACGCCGACCACGCCGCCAAUCAGCCGGUGCAGGCCGUCCAGGAGGAAGGGCAUCCCCCACCGCGCCCCAUUCUACGGUUAG